UUGUGAAGGCCUCUCCGGACGCGGGGCCGCCGCUCGCCUGACGCGGAGCCCGAGGCCCGCAACCCUGAGGCGGCUACCUUCCCCGGGCGCGGCCCCUCAUCCCCGCGAGCACGGUGGCGGCCUGGGCCAUGGAUUAAGGAGGCGGCGGCGUGGGAGGAGGAAGAUGGCGGCCGGCAAGAGCGGCGGCGGCGGCGGCGGUGGCGGCGGCGGCAGCUGCAGCGCCGAGGAGAUGACUUUCCUGGAAGCUUUGGCUAGAUCAGAGUCUAAGAAAGAUGGAGGUUUUAAAAAUAAUUGGAGCUUUGAUCAUGAAGAAGGAAGUGAAGGAGAUACAGAUAAAGAUGGGGCACAUCUACUCAGUGUAGAAGAUAAGGAUUCUCAAACUUCAAAUGGAGAAAAGUUAAAUCGUCCGUCUGAAUUUGUUGAUAAUUCUGGUGAUUACAUCUUGAAGACAUAUGUAAAACGAAACAAGGCUGAAAGUUUUAAAACUUUGAAAGGCAACCCAAUUGGACUUAACAUGUUGAGCAGCAAUAAGAAAUUGAGUGAAAAUACACAAACUGCAUCAUUAUGUUCUGGAACAGUAGUUCAUGGUAGACGUUUUCAUCAUGCUCAUGUACAGAUACCAGUAGUAAAAACCGCAGCCCAAAGCAAUCAGGACCGAAAAGAAAGGAAGGAAUAUCCACCUCAUGUCCAAAAAGCUGAAAUUAAUGCUAUAAGGAUAAGUCGGCCCCAAAGUGUUGAAUGUAUAAUGAAGAAAACAGAAGAGUCUGAAUCACAAGUAGAGCCUGAAAUUAAGAGGAAAGUACAACAGAAACGACACUGUAGUGCAUAUCAGCCUACUUCUCCUCUGCCUCCUGCUUCAAAAAAAUGUUUAACCCAUUUAGAGGUUUCUGAACAGCGUGAAUGUUGCCCAAAAUGUGGAAAAGAAAAAGAAAACCAGACCAAAUGCCAAAGUUGUGGUAUUAUUUUUCAUAAUGAUUUGCAAAGAAAUUGCAGACAAACUGUAACAUUAAAUGACUCUACUGCAGCAUUAUUAAGAACGUCAAUUCAUCAGAAUUCUGGUGGACAAAAGUUACAAAACACAGGAUUAACAACCAAGAAAUUUUAUGGAAAUAAUAUGGAAAAGAUUCCAAUUGAUAUUAUUGUGAACCGUGAUGAUAGUAGACAUCAUUAUUUGCAUGCUAAUGGGAAAGUCAUUUUGCCGACAAAAAUACCCAAAGCCACAAAUUUGAAAGAAAGAAAAACAAGCUUGUCUGACCUAAAUGACCCAAUCAUUCUGUCCAGUGAUGAUGAUGAUGACGGUGACAGGACUAAGAGAAGAGAGAGCAUAUCCCCACGACCUGCUGACUCAGCAUGUUCUUCCCCAGCUCCAUCCACUGGAAAAGUGGAAGCAGCACUAAAUGCAAAUACCUGCAGAGCAGAGCAUGAACUAAGGAGCAUUUCGGCAGAGUCAGAGCUAAAUACAAUUUCAUUGCCAAGAAAAGCAAGAAUGAAAGACCAGUUUGGCAAUUCUCUUGUUAGCACACCUCUAAAACGUCGAAAAUUAAUUUCUCAAGAAGCUUUAAUCAAUCCUGUAUCUUUAAGCUGCCAAAACACCUUUGAAAGUGUCAUUUUAAACUGUCGAAGUAUACGAGUAGGAACACUCUUCAGACUACUAAUAGAACCUGUAAUUUUUUCUUUAAAUCUUAUCAAGAUACAUCUAGAUGGACCAGAGAGUGAUCCUAUAGAGAUUAUUUUAAAUACCUCUGAUCUAACUAAAUGUGAAUGGUGUAAUGUUAGGAAAUUACCAGUCGUGUUUCUUCAGGCAACACCAGCAGUUUAUCACAAGUUGAGCAUGCAACUGCAAAUGAGUAAGGAGGAUAAAGUUUGGAAUGACUGUAAAGGAAUCAGUAAGCUAACAAGUUUGGAAGAACAAUACAUAAUUUUAAUUUUUCAGAAUGCUCUUGAUCCUCAUGCAAACAUGGUAUUUGAAAGUAUCAUUACUGACAUUGGUUUGAAGAAUAAUGUUUCCAAUUUUUUUGCAAAAAUUCCUUUUGAAGAAGCCAAUAGCAGACUUGUUGCCUGUACAAGAAGCUAUGAAGAAAGUAUCAAAGGAAGUUGUACACAAAAAGAAAACAAAGUUAAAACUGUGUCCUUUGAAUCUAAAGUGCAAGCUAGAAAUAAGCAGGAAUUUCAGUUUUUUGAUGAUGAGGAUGAAACUGGAGAGAACCAUACCAUCUUCAUUGGACCUAUAGAAAAAUUGAUAGUAUACCCACCACCUCCAGCUAAGGGGGGCAUCUCUGUUACUAAUGAAGACCUGCACUGUCUAAGUGAAGGAGAAUUUUUAAAUGAUGUUAUUAUAGACUUUUAUUUGAAAUACUUGGUGCUUGAAAAACUGAAGAAAGAAGAAGCUGACCGAAUUCAUAUAUUCAGUUCUUUUUUCUACAAACGCCUUAAUCAGAGAGAGAGGAGAAAUCAUGAAACAAGUAAUCUGUCAAUACAACAAAAACGACAUGGGAGAGUGAAAACAUGGACUCGGCAUGUAGAUAUUUUUGAGAAGGAUUUUAUUUUUGUACCCCUUAAUGAAGCUGCACACUGGUUUUUGGCUGUUGUUUGUUUCCCUGGUUUGGAAAAACCAAAAUAUGAACCUAAUCCUCAUUACCAUGAAAAUGGAACCAUGCAGAAAAGUUCAGCUGUGGAGGACAGUUGUCUUUCUUCUCCUUUGACCAGUGAAAUGGACAGUGGUUCACAAAACUCUCCUGCCAAGCCUGUAAUUAAGAAGAUGCUAAACAAAAAGCAUUGCCUAGCUGUAACGGAUUCAAGUGCUGGUCAGGGAGAAAGUGACCUGUGUUAUCGAAGAAACAUAGGCAGUGUGAAAUGUACUGUGAAAAAGAAAAAUCAUACUACAAGUGAAAAUGAAGACACAAAUAAAGGAGAAGCUGCAAGCCAGAAGGUGGUUGAUAGGUCUAAAAGUGAGAAUGGCCUACAGGAUGAAUGUUUAAGUUCAGUGCAUCAUCCAGAUGGCUUAAGCAAAAUCAGGCUAAACUAUGGUGACCAAUCAGCUGAAGGAGCUAAAAUGCUCGAAGAGGGACUCAUUGACUUCUCAGAGGAUCAGGACAACCAGGAUGAUAGCAGCGAUGAUGGAUUCCUGGCUGAUGACAACUGCAAUUCAGAAAUAGGGCAGUGGCACUUAAAGCCUACUCUGUGUAAACAACCUUGUAUCUUACUUAUGGACUCACUUAGAGGCCCUUCUCGGUCAAACGUUGUCAAAAUUCUAAGAGAGUAUUUAGAAGUGGAAUGGGAAGUUAAAAAAGGAAGUAAAAGAAGCUUUUCCAAAGAUGUUAUGAAAGGCUCUAAUCCAAAAGUUCCACAGCAAAACAACUUCAGUGAUUGUGGUGUGUACAUCUUGCAAUACGUAGAGAGCUUUUUUGAGAAUCCAAUACUUAAUUUUGAACUACCUAUGAACUUAAUGAACUGGUUUCCUCCACCAAGAAUGAGAACAAAAAGAGAAGAAAUUCGAAACAUAAUUCUAAAGCUUCAGGAAGCUCAGAGCAAAGAGAAGCAGCAGCACAAGGACACUUGCUCAGAAGCAGCACCGGGCGAGGGAGUGGGGCAGUGUGUCGGCCAUGUCUCACACUGACCUGCGGUCAUUUGUCCCCUGCCCCGCCUUACUCAGUGACUUCCAACUCUGGCUCUAGACAGUAAAGACCUGAAGUGAUUUGGAAAUGUUAAUGCUUGUAUAAAUGUCAUAUAAGAAAUUUUCAAAGGAGUAUGUAUUAAGUAAAAGUGUGUAAAUAUGUUAAUGAGGCCAAUUUUUCCAGCAUUUAUAAUUAUUUUUUUCACUUGUUAGGAAGCUUUUAUGUUUUUUCUGUUAAUAGUACUUAAAACUACAACUUCUAAACACAAAAUAAAAGAAACUAUUUAUAGGAAAAAUAA
Messenger RNA from Dipodomys spectabilis (banner-tailed kangaroo rat), 3912 nucleotides. RefSeq names its product SUMO specific peptidase 6 (gene Senp6). Gene Ontology annotation, molecular function: SUMO-specific endopeptidase activity. The transcript is spliced from 24 exons. Gene Ontology annotation, biological process: protein desumoylation; regulation of kinetochore assembly; regulation of spindle assembly. NCBI's taxonomy places the organism in Eukaryota, Metazoa, Chordata, Mammalia, Rodentia, Heteromyidae. Bases 164 to 3616 code for a protein of 1150 amino acids. The record is from RefSeq and is a predicted model, not a curated record. Gene Ontology annotation, cellular component: cytoplasm; nucleus.